Molecule: messenger RNA, 2416 nt
Organism: Lepisosteus oculatus (spotted gar)
Lineage: Eukaryota; Metazoa; Chordata; Actinopteri; Semionotiformes; Lepisosteidae
Gene: hoxc11a
Product: homeobox C11a
Biological process (GO): anatomical structure development; regulation of transcription by RNA polymerase II
Cellular component (GO): nucleus
Molecular function (GO): RNA polymerase II cis-regulatory region sequence-specific DNA binding; DNA-binding transcription factor activity, RNA polymerase II-specific
Source: RefSeq, a predicted model, not a curated record
UGCUCGGGUUAGUACCGUGAUAUAUCUGCGUGCUGGCAGCACAGCUCAUUGGGAUGGCUGUAGAGAAGAUGUGGAGGGGCUGUGUGUGUUUUGAGGGGUAUGGUGGUAUUUUAGGGUGAUCAGGGCACCAUAACGGCAACACAAACUUGGCAAAGCCUACCCCUUUUGGGGUUGGAGUUAAGGAAGGUGGUAACAUUGAAUAAUCUUCACUUAUGCGGCCCCUUUCUAUGCGAGAGGAUUUAAAGAAAGCCCAUUGUAUUUUCGUAUUUUUUUCAGCUGCAUUACAAAAAAUUCCCAAUUAAUUUUGACACGAAAAUCAAAAGAAACCGCUCGCUCUAUCUAUGAAAUUCCUUAACAUUGUGAUGCGUGCUUGUAAAUCUCUUUCACUUUGCAACAUCGUAUUUAUAAGGGGGUGUUUUCGCUCUCUCUCUCUCUCUCAGCUUUGCUCGUCUCGGGUGCCUGCUAAGGGAGUCGCCUUAAAGAAAAUAGGCAGAAAUCUGCUAUUGAUUUUCAUAAUGCUCCUGCGGUGUUUUGAAACCAAUCGUUUGAACCUCCGAGAUCUUACCUAAGUGGACCACUCCUACGCAUCUAAGUGUUCCAAAUUGAUAUAUGACAAUAUCUACUUUCGAUCACGUGUCUCGGGGCGACUUAGACGGAUAGCGCGUCAUCUCGCCUUCCCAAAUUUUCCCCUUCUGCAGUUCGAUUCCAAAACAUCUAUCUAUAGAGCCAGGCAACGGGGAGAAAGAUGUUUAACUCGGUCAAUCUGGGGAACUUCUGUUCUCAGACGAGAAAAGACAGGACUUCCGACUUUGGGGACAGAGCGGGCUGCGCCUCUAAUCUUUAUCUUCCGAGCUGCACUUAUUACGUCCCAGAGUUUUCUGCGGUCUCCUCGUUCCUGCCACAGGCCCCGUCUCGACAAAUCAACUACCCUUAUUCCACAAACCUUUCUCAAGUGCAGCCUGUCCGGGAAGUUUCUUACAGCUUGGACCCACCGAGUAAGUGGCACCACAGAAGCAAUUAUACAUCCUGCUACUCAGGAGACGACUUGGUGCAUAGGGAAUGUCUUCCGCCAUCCACCGUGACCGAAAUGCUCAUGAAAAACGAAAGCGUGUACAGCCACCACCACCACCACCACCACCACCCCAGCUCCAAUCAUCCGUCCACGGGGUUUUACUCCGGCGUGGGGAAAAACAACGUCCUUCCGCAGGGCUUUGACCGCUUUUUCGAGAGCGCCUACUGCGGCGCGGAGCCCCCGCCGGAGAACUGUGUACAGAAGAGCGAGGCGGGCAAGCUGGAGGCUGAGCACGAGCCCGGCGCUCUCCCCAGCGCCGCGGACGCGGAGAAGGACCCCGAGGAUGAAGAGGAAAACACAAAUUCGGGCUCCUGCGCCUCUUCCUCGGCCACGAAGGACGGCAGCCCUAGCAAAGGGAACCACUCGAGUACCCCUCGCACGCGGAAGAAGAGGUGCCCAUACUCCAAGUUUCAGAUCCGGGAGCUGGAGCGCGAGUUUUUCUUUAACGUUUACAUCAACAAGGAGAAGCGACUCCAGCUGUCCCGAAUGUUGAACCUCACCGACCGCCAGGUCAAAAUCUGGUUUCAGAACCGCAGAAUGAAGGAAAAAAAACUGAGCCGAGACCGUUUGCAGUAUUUUUCGGGCAAUCCUUUGUUGUGAACUCUAAGCAUACAGAAAUGCUAAAAAUCAUACGAAUUAUUACUAUUAUUGGUAUUAGUAAUAAUAAUUUUCACAACAGCAGUUCCAGUUACUCCUGUAUCAGAAGGAAAAGGAGAAACAUUCUGACUUCGUCCAGCCUUGGACUACGGAGUGACCAAGAAAGAGUCGAGUUUUGUGUUUCUGCAAUAAGAAAUUGAUCAAGAACCAGCAAAGCGGGACAAGAACUCUGAGGUUUUUAUUCAGAAAAAUGUCAAAAACGACAAUUAGGAAAGCAGAAAGAGUGAUCAAAGUGGAGACGCAAAAUAGACAGAUUUUGUAUUUAAACAAUUUGUGAAUAUGUGAAUAUACUUCAUUUAGUACAGGCGAGUCUUCAGUUUCCUCCGGGUCCGCCAUAGGGUUCAUUGUUUUCAUUAUUCUAAAUAUUUUUAUUUCGCAUUUUAUAAAUAUUAUCUAUAAUAUUAUAAGUGUUGAAUGUGCUCAGAACAGUUUUAUUUUUUCUUCGAUUUUAUAUGUCACUUCUCCCUUCUCUCUUUCUUUCUUGCCUUUCUUUCUUAGUAAACACAUUUGCUAAAUGUUUCUAUGUUAAAUAAAAGCCUUGAUCGUUCUUGUAUCACCCAUUACAUUGGAAUGAAUCCAUGCAGCAAAAUAAAAUCGUGGCAGAUCUGUAUAUUCUGCUAUUACGAGGCCAGAACUGUGGCGUGAACAAUCUGUAAUAAACUCAGUCUUGUGUGGACGCUAUGCAAA